CACUUCUCUUCUUCUUCCCUAUCCCUAAUCCUAGCCCUGGUCCUGACCCUGUGAUAUGUUUCAUUUUGCAGCAAGGGGUCAAGCUACUAAGUAGUACAAUCAACUGCCAACAUUUCGUCAUUAUUGCACACCGGUCUCAGUCCUAACUUCUCCCUCAAUGAUCUUAAGAAGAUCGAGUUCUCACGCCGAGAUCUCAAAGCCUAACACCAAAAUGGCCACUUCUUUCACCUCACUCACUCCAUUUUCCAUGGGAGACUCGUCAGAGAUUUCUGGUGAUCAUUUAGAUGAGACACCUCGUCGUCGAUCUACGCGAAAGCGUAAGUCGACUGAGAAAUCUCAAGCGUUUUCCGCCACUCCUAAGCGUCAGAAGUUGACUUCUGCACCGUCCUCGUCCUGGAGAAGUUCACCACCAGUUUGGCAGUCUUCACCUGCUGGAACCACCACCACUAACAUGACCAACGCCAUGACCCAGACCAUAACUCCACCAACCAACAAGCACGACACUCGUCACAAACCUGCCAAUCUCAAUCUCAAACACAAAGACAAACAAGACACUGUCUCAGCUUCAGUCGAAGACGACUCCCUUCGCCGUUCGUCGAGGAAGAAACGGCCUACCGAAAAGGUUGGAACUCCCGAAUCACUCAAAACCCGUAAAUAUCAUCGUCAACCAUCAUUGUCAAUCCAUGCAUCUCCCGUUCGAGAGGAUAGCACAUCAAGCAUUAUUGUUGGUCCCAUCACGGAAGUCGAUAUCGACAUCAAAGUCGUCUCGCACAAACACAAACACACCAUUCCAGCUUCAGUCGAAGACGACUCCCUUCGUCGUUCAUUGAGGAAGAAAAAGCCUACUGAGAAGGUUGAAAGUCCCGAAUCAUUCAAACCCCGUCCAUACCAUCGUCACCCAUCGCUCUCCAUCCAUGCAUCGCCCGUUCGAGAGGCUAGCAUGUCAAGCGUUGUUGUUGAUCCCAUUUCGGAAGGCAAUGUUGAUGUCAAUGUCGUCUCGCAAGAUUCUCUGCUGGCGGAGGAAUCAUGCGCUGAAGCGACAAAAUACGCCUAUACUUCCACCUCCACCUCUGAACAACAACAAACAGGAACAAGACUCUCUCCACCAACUUCCGGAUCGGCCAACUUGCACCUUCUCUGGACUGCCGGAGAGCUUACAGACGAUGAAAUCGAUCAAAUCUGCGCCAAGAUACAAGAUCAUGACGCGUGGCCAUUCCCUCCUGGAGGAUGUGAUAACAAUCCAAGUUUGAGACGUUGGUAUAUCCGUCAAAUCUCGUCUGCUGUCAUCCGACACAAAAUCCCCUGCUAUUCCGAUGCUUCUACUCAGAUGGAGUUCUUCUCAUGCAUUGCAGAGCUUUGCACCGAGUCGUUGCCCUUUUCAAUCUCCUCUGCCGUCGCCAAAGCCAACAGUGAGAUGCGAGUUGAAUGGAAAAUCAGAGAGGAGGAAGAAAUUGCAAAGCAGGAGCGAGCAGACCGGAAGAAAGCAAAGCAACGAUUGGACGCAGCGAAAAAGAUGCAUUCAAAGAUGAACGACGAUGCGGGAGAAGGUCAUGGCGGAGAUGAGUCGGAAGGAGCGAUCAUGAAAUCAAUCAUCGAUGCUAUGCAACAAAAGGUUGAGGCUGUCAAUCAGGCCGGUCGCACGGAUGACAUGAGGUUGGCAAGGAAGAAAUGGUUGGGGUUUGUGACGACGUUUCUUGCCGAUGCGGAGACAGUCUUGAAUGAAUUGGAAGGAUUCGACAAGCAACCCAUCGGUCUUCCCAGCCCGGAGAACAGUCAAGAUGCAUAGUCAGUCAGUCAGUGCAUGGCGACGUCGCAGACAGAGGGAAUCAUUGAGCUGGUGAAC
Exophiala mesophila is the source of this 1843-nucleotide messenger RNA. RefSeq lists its product as uncharacterized. NCBI's taxonomy places the organism in Eukaryota, Fungi, Ascomycota, Eurotiomycetes, Chaetothyriales, Herpotrichiellaceae. The transcript has a single exon. The record is from RefSeq and is a predicted model, not a curated record. The coding region runs from base 158 to 1786 and encodes 542 amino acids.